GUCUCUCUCCACCGUGCUUUGUUCGUUCCUUCCCUCCUCUCUUUCUUUUUCUUUCUUUGUUUUUUUUUUUUUUUUAAUUUCGGGGCCUCGAUCGAAUCGAACUAAUCCUCUGCAAAUCCCCAAAAUAUCCUCACAAUAAAGGGCAUGUUCGACCUUUAAUCCCUCAUUUGGUUUCUCAGAUUCGCCACGGAGAAUCUUUCCAAGGGAGUUGAGAUUUCUAGGGUUUCUUCCUGUUGUAUUUUGAGCUUCCUUUCUGGUUGGUUGGGAGGCUUACUUUCGAGGGCUCUGGUCGUCUUGGGUGCUUCGUAUUCGCAGAUCUGAGUUUCGGAGACUCGUGGAGGCGAUUUCGCAGUUCAAUUGCGUCUGUCAAGAUGUUUUGGCGUAUGGCGGGAUUGUCCACCGCGUCUCCUGGCACGCCAAGUGUGAAGUGUUUGGUUGGCCAAGCAAAUUCCACAGUCACCUGUUGUCUGUGUGUGACUGUUCCCAUCAAUCCAUCACCAUUCAUUAUUCUCUGACCGUUUAUUAGUAUGCAGAGCCACACAGCUCUACGCCCUUCAAUCUGUACAUUCUUCUGUUGGACAAAAUGCUCUCCGUUCCAGUGUGCAAUUGAAACAACCAACCACUUAGUUCAGAAAAUAUGGGCCAACAACUUCUGCCUGUUCGAUGCUAAUCUGAGUAGGUCUUCUGGCAAUCAUCGACCAGUAGUAACACAAGUACUGCCUCCUGAUAAUCAGCAGAUGACAGAUGAAACUUUCAAGAUGAUUCUUGCCACAGCAGAAAAUAAUCCAGUCUCCAGCAGGGAAAUUUAUACUGUUUAUGUUGAGAAGCUCUGCAGAGGUGGAGAACUAUUGGAUGUUGCCAGAUUACUACAUCAUCUACGUAAUAAGCAGUUAUUCUUGAGUGCAAAGACAUAUAAUACCCUCUUGAGGGCCGCUGGUGAAGGGAAUGAUUUUGAGCUUCUGUCUCAGAUAUUCAAGGAUUUCUUGGCCUCCUGUCAAACUUUGAGUUCAAUCUCGUAUUUUAAUCUUGCCAAGGGCCUUUCAAAGGCAACAGAUUCUGUACUUUUACUUGAUUUCAUAAGAGAAGUAUCAGAACUAACAUUUCCAAGAAGUGCAACGGUCAUAAACAGGAUCAUUUAUGGCUUUGCUGAAUACAAGCAUAUUGACAAAGCGCUCUUGAUAUUUGAUCAAAUGAAGAGUCUGAAAUUUAAGCCAGAUGUGAUAACUUAUAAUACAGUUUUAGCAAUGUUGGGACAGGCAGGUAGGCUAGAUGAAAUGUUGCACGAGUUUGCAGCCAUGAAAGAAGCUGGUAUGGUCCCAGAUAUCGUCUCUUACAACACUUUAAUAAACAGCUCGCGGAAGGUGGGCAGAUUGGAUUUGUGCUUGAUGUUCUUACAGGAAAUAGUUGAAAAGGGACUAGAGCCAGAUUUGCGAACUUAUACUGCGUUGAUUGAUAGCUUUGGGCGGUUAGGGAAUGUUGAGGAAUCAUUAAGACUCUUCACUGACAUGAAAAGGAGAAGCAUCUGUCCUUCGAUCUAUGUAUAUCGGUCAUUGAUAAGUAAUUUGAAAAAGGCAGGGAAGUUGGAGUUGGCAAUUAAUUUAUCGGCGGAAAUGAACUCGCGUGCUUCAGAUCUUGUUGGUCCAAAGGAUUUUAAAGUGAAAAAGUAGGUAGCUUAAAUUUUGUGGUAAUUUGAUUUGACGAAUAAACUAUAGAAGAGGCUAGAGGAACGUUUGUUGCCUAAAGAAACUGAAAACCGCUGGAGUUUCCAUGAUUUUGGGCUUAACCAUAUAAACCCCCUCCCCCCUCUUGUACUCGAUCUUUUCUUUUUCUUUAAUGUUUCCCGUAGGGUUGUGUUGCAUCA
Molecule: messenger RNA, 1861 nt
Organism: Nelumbo nucifera (sacred lotus)
Lineage: Eukaryota; Viridiplantae; Streptophyta; Magnoliopsida; Proteales; Nelumbonaceae
Product: Tetratricopeptide repeat (TPR)-like superfamily protein
Molecular function (GO): protein binding
Source: RefSeq, a predicted model, not a curated record